Messenger RNA from Chaetura pelagica (chimney swift), 1398 nucleotides. RefSeq names its product major facilitator superfamily domain containing 1 (gene MFSD1). The transcript has 16 exons. NCBI's taxonomy places the organism in Eukaryota, Metazoa, Chordata, Aves, Apodiformes, Apodidae. The record is from RefSeq and is a predicted model, not a curated record. Gene Ontology annotation, cellular component: lysosome. Gene Ontology annotation, molecular function: transmembrane transporter activity. Gene Ontology annotation, biological process: transmembrane transport.
UUCUGCUACGACAGCCCCGCCGCGCUGCAGACGCAGGUGCAGCGGGACAUGAAGGUGAACACGGCGCAGUUCAUGUCGCUCUACGCCUGGUACUCCUGGCCCAACGUGGUUCUCUGCUUCUUCGGGGGUUUCCUGAUCGACAGGGUGUUCGGGAUACGGUUGGGAACUAUAAUAUUUAGUGUCUUUGUUUGUGUUGGCCAGGUGGUUUUUGCUUUGGGAGCACUGAUCAAUGCUUUCUGGCUGAUGGAUGCAGGCAGAUUCAUAUUUGGAAUAGGGGGAGAGUCCUUGGCUGUGGCACAAAACACUUAUGCAGUCAGUUGGUUUAAAGGCAAGGAGUUAAACCUGGUGUUUGGAUUACAGCUCAGCAUGGCCAGAAUUGGGAGCACAGUGAACAUGAAUAUCAUGGGAUGGAUAUACUCCAGAGUUCAAGAUCUCCUGGGAUAUACUGGGCCCAGCACUCUUGGGUUCACUCUCAUGAUAGGUGGGGUAACGUGUCUUUUCUCACUGGCCUGUGCCUUAAUCCUGGCUUAUCUGGACAGGAGAGCAGAGAAGCUCCUGUGUAAAGAGCAAGGGAAAACAGGUGAAGUGAUUAAGCUAACGGACGUCAAGGACUUCUCCUUGUCCUUGUGGCUUAUUUUUGUCAUCUGUGUCUGUUACUAUGCAGCAGUUUUUCCUUUCAUUGGGCUUGGAAAGGUUUUCUUUAUUGAGAAAUUCAAGUUCUCAUCUCGAGAAGCAAGUGCAAUUAACAGCAUUGUGUAUAUCAUCUCAGCACCCCUGUCUCCAGUCUUUGGGCUCCUGGUGGAUAAACUUGGGAAGAACAUCAUCUGGGUUUUGUGUGCUGUAAUAACUACACUUGCUUCUCACAUUAUGUUGGCUUUUACCUUCUGGAACCCCUGGAUAGCAAUGUGCUUGCUGGGAGUGGCCUACUCACUGCUUGCCUGUGCCCUGUGGCCCAUGGUGGCCUUUGUUGUUCCAGAACACCAGCUGGGAACUGCUUAUGGCUUCAUGCAGUCUAUCCAGAACCUGGGGCUGGCCAUUAUUGCUAUAGCAGCUGGGAUGAUUCUGGACACAAGAGGAUACUUGUUUCUUGAAGUCUUCUUCAGUGCUUGUGUUUGCUUGUCACUCAUAGCUGUAGUCAUGCUGUAUUUUGUGAAUCACCUCACAGGUGGUGAUCUAAACUGGUCUGCAAAGAAGAGGGAAAAACUGCAAAAAGCAGUUGCCACUGAGUAAGAACAAGAGAGGCUCAGACAUCAGAAUGAAGAUGACUUGGCUAAAUUGCAGCCAAAAGCUGAUGACUUUAGUUUAAGGAACAAAUACCUCUCCAGACUAGGCACUCAGCUACCAGAUAAUUACUCUUCCUGUUUCUCAACAAUGGCAAACAGAAGCCUCCUGAAAUAG